CAUCCCCCCCUCAAGCAGUCACCUCCAAAGGCAUGUGGGAAAAGGGGCGCUGAUCUCCUCUUAACUGCUUCGAGCUGGCAAGGUCGUAGAGAUUUGGGGUUCAUGCCAGGAGGUGAGGCGUGAGGUAUGGGAUUUGGGGAUGGCAGCAGGGCAUCUAAGGGGUGUUUGUCCUGGUCAGUUGUUCCCAGUCAGUUGUCCCAUGUUCUCCAGGCUGAAGGGCAGUUGCGAGUCCAAAGAUUGAAGCCCAGAUCUCGGGAGCAGGUUAAAACCGGGGUGUCAUCCAGGGUGGAGAUGGUGACAGCAGGAAAUGCAUCAGGGGUGCAGAUGGGGUAAGAACCCAUCUAACAAGGAGAAGUAGGAGAAAAUGCUGGGAGCAAAAGAUUGUCAAUAGUAAAAGUGUUAAGUAGCCUAGAGUUUAGCCCUUUCACUCCUAAUUUCCAGGAAAGCCAAUUUCUCCUGGGGUUGGUAUUAAAGGGUGUGGACUAAGAAGUCAGGGUAGGCAAGAGGCCUGUACAUCUAGUCAAGAUAAGAAUACAAUUUAAGCUCUUAGAAAUCUUUUUAACUGUGCUGCCUUUCUUUAAAAAGAGUUGGUUCCUUAAUAAGCAAAGACCUUGAGCCUUCCCCCCACUUUCCCCACUCUUAUGGGGGAGGGGUAGAAGGGGACAGAGGGAGUGCAAAGUAUCUCGGCACCGCCAACCCAGCUUACCGGCCCCUGAGGUGUUGGGAUUGUCCUGGGAUAAAAGGGGAAACAGGGCCAGACUCCAAUUCCCUACCGGGGAGCAGGACGCCGGGGACCAAUUCAGCCCCUGUGGUGUGACGCAGUUCCUCCAGUGUUCCUCCUGCUCGAACUCAGGACAGAGACCGGAGUCUCCUCGGACAGUUUCCGGGACAUCUACAGGCCUAAGUCUGGGAGAGAUUUGUAUUAAAAGGCGCUUCUCCUCCAAGUGUUUUUUUUUUUUUUUUUUUUUUUUUUUUUUUGAGGAGGCAGAAGUUGCCCUGAGAAGAAAAGAGCUGAGAGUCUCAGGUUGGAGGUAAAGGGAAACCGACAAACAGCUGUUAGCAUCAGUGCCAGAAACCUUGAGGUUUGGAUCCCGGAAAAAGUUGAGGAGGGAGCCUGGAGCCAGAGGGAAUGGGCCCUGGGAGCCUCGGACCUCCUCCCCUGGAGGUGGUGACAUUCAAAGAUGUGGCUGUGGACUUCAGCCAGGAGGAGUGGAGCCUCUUAGACCAUUCUCAGAAGGAGUUGUGCAAGGAGGUCAUGCUGGAGAAUGCCUGGAACCUGCUCUUCCUGGGACUUCCAGUUCUCAGAGAAGAUGUGAUCUUUUAUUUUAACCAAAGGGAAGCACCAUGGGUGACAGACCAAGAAGGCCUGAGAAGCUGCCAACCAGAAGGAGAGAUGGAACUUGAAAUGAAGGAAACUACUGCAGACCUAAGCUUUUCUGUGCUAGAAAGUCACAAGCAAAGAUUCAUGAGUGAUAGUCCCUGUGCCUUGCCUUGGAGAGAAAUCUGUGUGGCAUGUGAGAUCGUCGACUCUGGAGAGAAGCAAGGUGGAAUGUCUAGUAAGAGCUCUCCUUUCUCUAAAAGCUAUCAGGGAUUCCACAUUGGAGAGAAACUGUAUGAAUGUAAGCAAUGUGGAAAGUCUUUUACAAAAAAGGGGCAUCUUACUAUACAUCAGAGAAUCCAUACUGGAGAGAAACCUUAUGAAUGUAAGCAGUGUGGAAAGGCUUUUAGAUAUAAAACAAGUCUUAUUGGACAUCAGGGAAUCCAUACUGGAGAGAAACCUUAUGAAUGUAAGCAGUGUGGAAAGGCUUUUGGAUAUAAAACAAGUCUUAUUGGACAUCAGAGAAUCCACACUGAAGAGAAACCAUAUGAAUGUUACCAAUGUGGAAAGAGUUUUAGGCAAAGAGAAAGUCUUGCUGCACAUCAGAGAAUCCACACUGGAGAAAAACCUUAUGAAUGCAGCUAUUGUGGAACGGCCUUUAGACAAAGGCGAAAUCUUACUAGACAUCAAAGAAUCCACACUGGAGAGAAACCAUAUGCAUGUUACCAAUGUGGAAAGGCCUUUAGACAAAGGACAACUUUUACUAGACAUCAGAGAGUCCACACUGGAGAGAAGCUUUAUGAAUGUAACCAAUGUGGAAAGAGUUUUACAGACAAUAGAUCACUUAUUCUACAUCAAUCAAUGCACACUGGAGACAAACCAUAUGAAUGUAAUCAAGGUGGAAAGGCCUUAAAACAAAGGAGAAGUUUAUCUAGACAUCAGAGAAUCCACACUGGAGAGAAACCAUAUGCAUGUUACCACUGUGGAAAGGCCUUUAGGCACAGGGGAGCUCUUACUGUACAUCAAAGAACCCACACUGGAGAGAAACCUUAUGAAUGUAAGCAGUGUGAAGAGACUUUUAGGUAUAAGAAAAGUCUUAAUGUACAUCAGAAAAUUCACACAGGAGAGAAAACUUACGCAUCUAUCCAACAAGGAAAGGGCUUUAUAAAAAUAUGAUUGGCUACAGUUAAAUGUGAAGAAAGGUAAAGAUAUUAAAUUAAGGAGGAAAAUGAAUCAGGUAGAGAACUUUGGGAGAAUAUAUGGUGGUCCUGAUGCCUUUUGUAUUUACCCUUCUCUAGCCAUAAUCCUAAGGGCAUAAGGAAGAAGGAAACAUAAAUGAUGACCAGGCAUAGCAGAUAGUUUCUUAGGCAUAUCGAAUCCUUCUUUUUCACCUGGUCACCUGUUUGAAGGGCAGCAUGGCCGAAUGAAAAGAUCACUAGAUUUGGAUUUAGAGGAUAUGGGUUGAAAUUUGCAUUCUGUAUUUCUGUGUUCUUGGCAAAGUAAUUUCAUUUAAUGGGACUUGGGGCAUUUAUGUUAGAAUUAGGGUCUCUUCUGGUUCUAAAUUCUUUGGGGGAUCUGAGAAGUCAAAGAAGAGCUUGAAGAUGAAGACUACCCUUCCUGCCACUUCUUUCUGGGUCACUGGCUUCAGAUUAGAGCUAAUAACUCAGAUUACUUCACUAAGCCUUCUGCAUAUGACUGAAGUUUGGAGAGGCAGAAAGAUAUGAAGAAUUCUAAAUCUAGAUCAUUGAGUCAUUCCUAAGUGAACCACUCAGCAAUUCCUGUAACAGAUUUCUUUCCAUCUUCAUUCAGACAAAGAAUUAUGUUUAAUUAAGGUGUUUUUAAGAAUUAAAGAUUUCAAUUCUGAGAUUACAGUUUAUAUCCAUCAAAUUGGUAAUAUUGAUGCCAAAAGUUGAAAGCAGCUUAGAGGUCUGUAGGAGUAGAGGAAUAAUAUAAUAAAUGUGUGUAAAUAUGAAUUGGUCCAGCUAUUAUGAAGUCAUUUGAUAUUAGGAUUUGUUAAAAGGUGAUUAAAUGCCCAUCUUUUGUGACACAAGAGACUCCACUAGUCUCCACUAGAACUCAGGUUCUAGCUACAUUAAGAUUGAAGUAUUUUAGUUUGGUCCCAUUUGCUUUGAUAUUUUUUUGGUAUCACAAACAAGUAUAGGUGUGUAAGGGUCCAUUAGAGAGGCCAGGCAAGAGUAGUUAAGAUGUAACCCAGGCCUAUGGCCUGGAGAUCCCUGAACGUGAUUGGCUAUGAGCACAUAGGGACUACCUUCAUGGGUGGGAUCUCCAACCAAGGAAGGAACCCUGAACACUCUGAAAUCGGGUCAGGAAUGGGAAGUGUCUCCAUCUCUGAUCGGCUGUCCCUGUGACCUCAUGGACGCUAUAUAAGGUCAGUGGGCGAGGAGCCCGAUCUUUUUCACCUGGAGCUCUGUCAAGGAGAAGGAGCUAAGAGAGUUCAGGAGACCUGGGUAGGAUGUAAACCAUGUGAAUAAAGUACUUAAGCUUGCCUGCAUAAAUUCUCAGGUGCUCUGUUGUGCUUAAAUUGCAUCCAUAUGAGACAGCAGCCAGAGGAGUUCUGAAGGCCUUAGGAAUAGGUAAGUCUGAUAUUAAUAUAUCAGAGAUUUCUCUGAUGCCUUGGGAAUUAGGAGAGACUGACAAUAGCAAAUGCAAUUAUAGCAUGUUGCAUAGGUGGAAAAGAGAAACAAAAUGGAUACUAUUCAUUUGGAGAAUGGCUAAAAAAGUUGUGGCAUGUGAAUAUAUUGGAAUAUUGAUUGUGUCCUAAGGACCAUUGCAUAUAAAGAACUCAGAGAAUCUUUAGGAUAUGUUAAUUAAGAGAUUGAAGUGACUCAAACCAAGAAAAAAAAAAUUCACUGUAGCCCUCAAAUACUCAACCUAUCAGGGAUCUCUUCCAUUUGAAAUUCCUUCCAACAACAUAGAUGUAUGUCUAUUACUCCUAUGUGACUCUUGCUUAUGUCUCACAUAUGUUCACCACAGAGCAUCCAUCCAACAAGAUGAGGUCCUUCCUGACUUUGUCUUACCAUCUUAAGGAUACUUGUAGAGUCUUGACUACUAUGCUUAAACAAAGGACCCAGGAAGCCUAUAAAAAGAUUCAAGGGAACCUUUAAGGUGCUUGACUUGCCAAACCCCCCUGCCACAGCUGUAAAUCAUAGCACCCCUAGAGAAAGUAAAGGAAUGUUGUAGUAAUCUUUAUCUGAGAGAACUGACUGACUCUAGGAAUGACUCUGACCCACAAGGGCAUUCAGUGGUAAGAGUCUGGACAUCAUAAAACAAAUUUACUGAUGCAGAUGUUGCUUGUGAAAGAAUGUAUACUUUUAUUUUAA
Messenger RNA from Sarcophilus harrisii (Tasmanian devil), 4659 nucleotides. Its product is annotated as zinc finger protein OZF-like. The transcript is spliced from 5 exons. The coding region runs from base 1130 to 2494 and encodes 454 amino acids. Gene Ontology annotation, biological process: regulation of transcription by RNA polymerase II. The record is from RefSeq and is a predicted model, not a curated record. Gene Ontology annotation, molecular function: DNA-binding transcription factor activity, RNA polymerase II-specific; RNA polymerase II cis-regulatory region sequence-specific DNA binding. NCBI's taxonomy places the organism in Eukaryota, Metazoa, Chordata, Mammalia, Dasyuromorphia, Dasyuridae.